Molecule: messenger RNA, 1629 nt
Organism: Alternaria postmessia
Lineage: Eukaryota; Fungi; Ascomycota; Dothideomycetes; Pleosporales; Pleosporaceae
Exons: 4
Coding region: 1-1629 (542 amino acids)
Molecular function (GO): protein binding
Source: RefSeq, a predicted model, not a curated record
AUGGCCCAGCAAAGUUGCGUAUCGCUCCGGGGCUCGACAGCCUGUCCGGCCUUCAGUUCUGCAUCCGUCGAUACAAAUUUGACCGGCAACUUUCCUUUCCUCCAAUACGUGUCUGACACCCAGUCGUUCGACGAAGGUUUGGUCAACUACAUUGGCACCGGAUACGCGCAGCGGCAGUACGAAGACAUAUUGGGAUGCUCAAGCGUCAACCUCACUAGCACCACCAAUCUCUAUGCUCGUUACACAAGAACAGUCCUCUGUAACCUCAUCAUCCAAUCUUCUAGGACUGUAUGCGGACUCAGCGACACGGACGCAACUCCGCUCUGCGCAGGUGCUUGCGCCGAUUUUGCUAUCAGCGAACAAGUAAUCGUAUCAAGCCCGGACCUGUGCGGUACACCUGGUAACAAUGCAGUUCCGGAAAUUCGUUCCGACUUCGCUCGCUGCUCCAACCCUGCCAGCUCGCUCAGCAGUAACUGCAUCGAUGCAACCAAAAACGAGCCCGACGAAUGUGGAUACCAAGGUAACCUCCAGGGAUUGUGCCUCUUCUGUGGCUCAAGUACCGUCAACUCCACAGAUUCUUGCUGCGUCAAUGCGAACGUCGAGUCGCGCUGCGUAGGUGUCGAUCUGCCCACAACUGUUUCGAUGCCUCCAGUAUUCCCCUCGAGCACUUCAUCUGGAUCUCCAAGCUCCACAGCAGGCGCAGGAUCUGGGGGACGCGAUUCCGGUUCUGGUCUUUCUGGAGGUGCCAUUGCUGGCAUCGUUAUAGGAUCACUCAUCGGCGCCGCCCUAAUCAUUGCAGCUAUUGUCUUCUGCUGCAUGCGAAGGCGGCACCAAAAGAAUAGCCAGGCUGGUAGCGUCUUCAACACGCCAUCCCCUUCGCGACACCAAUCACCCAAGGCGGGCAUUAUUCCACCCAUGAGCUAUGGGGGCGAUGGUCAAACGCCCGCUACUAUCCUCCCAGGCGCCCGUGUUCAACGUAUGUCGGCCUUGGAAGGAUCGUCAUCCUCAGGCCCCAGUGAUCGAGGCGGUCGUAUGACUGCAUACGGUGGCUCUCAACUUGGUCCCUAUGAUUCACCCGAAUCCAUCCGUGGCCAUCUUGCUGGUAACCUCCCUAAACGACAAGGUUCUUUAUCGAGCCACUCCGCUCUAGGAGCAAGCUCGUCGCCACUCUCUGGAUCUGAUCAGACGCGUAACUUCUCGAGUCCAGAUGGUGUCGCUUCCGGCCAGUCUGAGCAGUUGCAAUUUUUCAAAGACUACUACUCUCAGGACGAUAUCCAUCCGAACGAUACUGUCGCCACUCUCUGGGCCUACCAACCUCGUGCCGGCGACGAGUUCGAACUCGAAAGAGGAGAUAUGCUCAAGGUUGUCGGUAUAUGGGAUGAUGGUUGGGCGACAGGUGUAAGACUUUCCGAGACGGCAGAGCAGUGGGAGGCACGAAAGGCCGAGCAACGCGACUCGGGUGUAAGCAACGGAGGCCGACGGUCACCCGUUGAAUCUGACAACGAGAUCAAGGCUUUCCCUCUGGUCUGCGUGUGCUUGCCACAGCACUGGAGGAAGACCAUCGAAGGCGACAGCACAGACUCUGGCGGACAUGGGAGUGGAGGUGACCGCAUACCUCCAAGCCCUUAA